Messenger RNA from Thlaspi arvense, 591 nucleotides. Lineage: Eukaryota; Viridiplantae; Streptophyta; Magnoliopsida; Brassicales; Brassicaceae. The record is from the annotation of a GenBank genome assembly.
GUUGAAAAAGUACAUGAGUCCAAAGUAGAAAGUUCUUGUCACGACUCUACAAAUAGACCACAAAUCAGAGUUUCAUCAACUACUUCAAACCUUGAGCUCUCUCUUCUCUCUCUCUCGAACCAAAACUCCCAGAAAACAAUGGAAGAGACAGCACUGACAAAAGAUCAGAUCACUGAGUUCAAAGAGGCCUUUUGUCUCUUCGACAAAGACGGCGACGGUUGUAUAACGGUGGAAGAGCUUGCAACAGUGAUCCGUUCGUUGGAUCAGAAUCCGACAGAACAAGAACUUCAAGAUAUCAUCAAUGAGAUCGACUCUGAUGGUAACGGUACCAUUGAAUUUGCUGAGUUUCUCAACCUCAUGGCCAAGAAACUUCAGGAAAGUGAUGCAGAGGAAGAGUUGAAAGAAGCUUUCAAAGUCUUUGACAAAGACCAAAAUGGUUACAUCUCUGCCAGUGAGUUAAGUCAUGUAAUGAUAAAUCUAGGGGAAAAGCUUACAGACGAAGAAGUUGAACAAAUGAUAAAGGAGGCAGAUUUGGAUGGUGAUGGCCAAGUCAAUUAUGAUGAAUUUGUGAAGAUGAUGAUCAACAUUGGC